AUGCCCCGCUCUUCUCGCACAGGUGAAUUGAUAUACGACGCGGAGGUUGAGAAGGCAGCGCGUAAGCGGAGGCAAGAGACCAAGAGACGAAAACAAGGGCACUUAUUUGCUGCAAACGAGUCAGCGGAAGACGAAGUAAGCAUGGCCAACAACCAAACAUUGAGGGAGCUGGCUGCCCCGGAGCUGACUCACCAGCCCUUAUGCAUCACAUUCCCUACUUUGGCUGAGAAUACUGCUUUCGAACUGAAGUCGGGGUUGAUUCACCUUCUACCUUCUUUCCAUGGUCUCUCUGGUGAAGAACCCCACAAGCACGUCAAGGAGUUCGAGGUAGUUUGCUCUAGUAUGAAACCUCCUGGGGUCACUGAAGAGCAAAUUAGACUGAGAGCCUUCCCGUUUUCUCUCAAAGAUGCAGCUAAAGAUUGGUUGUACUACCUACCAGCAGGUAGUAUUACCACAUGGGCGCAGCUGAAAAAGAAAUUCUUGGAAAAAUUCUUCCCUGCAUCUCGGGCUGCGAGUUUGAGGAAGGAAAUCUGCGGUAUUAAACAAUAUCCCGGUGAGUCCUUGUAUGAAUACUGGGAUAGGUUUAACAAGUUGUGCACUAGAUGCCCGCAGCAUCAAAUUAGUGAACAACUGUUAAUCCAAUACUUCUAUGAGGGACUCCAAUCAACAGAUAGAAGUAUCAUUGACGCCGCAAGUGGGGGAGCACUGGCAAACAAGACACCGAGGGAAGCGUGGGAGCUCAUCGAGGCCAUGGCAGAGAACUCCCAGCAAUUUGGCUUCCGUGAGAGCAACCCUUCCCGUAAAGUCAACGAGGUAGAGAUUUCAUCCCUACAGCAGCAAAUGUCAGAAUUGACAUCGGUUGUUAGGCAAUUAGCCAUGAGAGACACGCCGAGAGCGAAAGUAUGUGGGAUCUGUACUAGCAUGGACCACUGCACGGACACGUGCCCCAUUUUGCAAGAGGACGGAGCGGAGCAGGUGAACAUGGCUGGAGGCGUGCCCGCGCCUCGUAGGCAGUAUGACCCAUACUCCAACACGUACAAUCCGGGUUGGAGAGAUCAUCCCAAUUUCAGCUAUGGGAACAGGCAACAAAAUUCAUUUCCGCAUCGUCCACCAGGAUUUCAGCAACCAUGGCAACCGAAAUCACAACCAUCAUCCUCCAACACAGGGAGUUCCUUGGAGGAUAUUGUAAAGAGUCUGGCUACGACUACCGCCCAGAUCCAGCAAGAGACUAGACAGUUCCAGCAGGAGACCAGGUCAUUGACCACAAAUAUGGCUCAACUCCAGCAAGAAACUAGAGCUUUAACCAUGAGCACCAAUCAGUUCCAGCAGGACACCAAAGCAGGCAUGAAGGACAUGGAGAUUCGAAUGAGUCAAAUGGCAACUGCCAUUAACCGCCUGGAGUCCCACGUCUAUGGGAAAUUGCCAUCACAACCCGAGGCAAAUCCCAGGAAUGUAAGUGCCAUGACAUUAAGGAGUGGCAAAGAGGUGGAUGGACCUAAAGUGCUAAAUUCGAAAAGCAAAAGUGAAGAGGAGAUAGAAAAGGAGAUUGAAGAGGAAGGGCGCAUUCGCGAAGAGUCUAAGGUACCCAAGUACGCAAAGUUCUUGAAAGACUUGUGCGUUAACAAAAGAAAGCUAAGGGGUGAUGAAAGAGUGAUGGUAGGAGAGAAUGUAUCAGCUGUACUUCAAAGGAAACUCCCACCCAAAUGCGGAGAUCCAGAAUUUCCUAAGUUUGCUUAUAGGGGUAAAUCCAAGGUUGCAGCGAACAAGUCCUAUAGGAUGAAAGCAAUUCAUGAGGUAAAAAUGGAGAGAAAAUUCAGGAAAAAAGUUGCACUCAAUGGCCAUGUGGAUCCUGGAGGAGGGCCACCAAUUACAAGGAAAAUUCAAUUACAUCCAGACUAA
This is a messenger RNA of Coffea arabica (coffee), 1899 nucleotides long. NCBI's taxonomy places the organism in Eukaryota, Viridiplantae, Streptophyta, Magnoliopsida, Gentianales, Rubiaceae. The record is from RefSeq and is a predicted model, not a curated record.